GCCUCGCCGCCCCCCAGUGGGAAUACUCGGGAGUCGGGUGACCCCGGGAGACGCUCCCUCCCCGGCUCGACCCGCGUGUUCACACGUUACACCCGUGCACGGCCUGACCCGGCGGGGGUGGCGGCAGCCGCGGAGGAAGGGGCUGGCCUAGCGGCCCUCUGGGCGCUGCCGCCCGCCCGCCCGCGCUCCUCCUCCCGCGGCGGGGCGGCCCAGGCGAGGCCGAGGCUGUGCAGGCCGGCCGGGCGGGCGGGCGGGGCGAUGAGGCGGCGGGCAUGGCGGCGGCGGCGGCGGCGGGGCCGGGGCCGGGGCCGGGGCUGAGGGCCGAGCUGCGGCUGCUGGAGUCCAUCUUCGGCCGCGACCACGAGCGCUUCCGCGUCGUCUCCUGGGGGCUGGACGAGCUCCUCUGCCACUUCGUCCCCCAGCCCGGCGGCCGCCCCCCGGCGCCGCCCCCCGCGCCCCCGCUCGCCAUCCACUGCAACAUCACGGAGUCGUAUCCCUCGUCCUCGCCAAUAUGGUUUGUGGAAUCAGAUGACCCAAACUUGACCUCGUUGUUAGAGCGCUUGGAGGACAUUAAGAGCAACACUCUGCUUCUCCAACAACUGAAACGCUUGAUCUGCGACCUCUGCCGGCUGUACAACCUUCCCCAGCAUCCCGAUGUCGAAAUGCUAGACCAGCCUCUGCCGGCGGGCCAGAACGGAACGACUGAAGAGGUCACGUCGGAGGAAGAGGAGGAGGAAGAUAUGGGCGAAGACAUCGACCUGGAUCAUUACGACAUGAAGGAAGAGGAGCCCGUCGACGGCAAGAAGUCCGAGGACGACGGCAUCGAAAAAGAAAACCUCGCCAUCCUGGAAAAAAUCCGGAAGAAUCAGAGGCAAGACCACCUAAACGGUGCCGUCUCUGGGUCAGUGCAGGCGUCGGAUCGACUUAUGAAAGAACUCCGGGACAUUUAUAGGUCGCAGAGCUACAAGACAGGAAUUUAUUCAGUGGAGCUUGUAAACGACAGCCUGUAUGAAUGGCAUGUAAAACUUCUAAAGGUUGAUCCCGAUAGCCCAUUACAUAGCGACCUUCAAGUCUUAAAAGAAAAAGAAGGCAUAGAACAUAUUUCGCUCAACUUCUCUUUUAAGGAUAAUUUUCCCUUUGACCCCCCGUUUGUGAGAGUGGUUUCACCGGUGCUUACUGGCGGGUAUGUUCUUGGCGGAGGAGCUCUGUGCAUGGAACUUCUUACUAAACAGGGCUGGAGCAGUGCCUAUUCGACAGAAUCGGUCAUCAUGCAAAUCAACGCUACGUUGGUCAAAGGCAAAGCCAGAGUUCAGUUUGGAGCAAAUAAGAACCAAUAUAACCUAGCAAGAGCACAGCAGUCCUAUAAAUCUCUAGUACAGUUGCAUGAGAAAAAUGGUAUGUAUGGCUGGUUCACACCUCCAAAAGAAGACGGUUAAUCUCAUGGACUUGCGUACCCUUUUGACCACUGUCGACGAAAAAGGUUUCCCUUCCAGCACAGAUUCAAGCUACGAAUGCCCUCGUAACAGCCAUGCUGAACAUUCUAGCUACUAGAUAAUAGUUGGGUAAUCUGUUGACUGUUGCACACCGUAUAAGUUACAGCCGUACAAUGCUGCUCCUGUUGCUGAGUAUCUUGGACCGAACAGUUUGCUGUGUUGCCCCGACGGAUUACGCCUACCAAGGGCCGGUCUUUCCUCCUCGUUUAAAAGCGUCACGUUCUUCGGACAAGGCUUUCGGCUAACUGAAAUGUCAAUUAGUAGGAGACUUUCCGCCCCCGUACCUUUGUGCGCACUUAUCUUUUUUUUUUGUCUGGACAGCAGAGAAAUGCCAUAUAUUUUAUUUCCAGCCAACUGAGUUUAACAGCGCAGGUUUAGUAAGAUGUUACAAAGCUUUUUCUUUCCCCCAGGUCUCCUUAAAAAAUUAGUCUAUAUUUGCGUAUUUUUUUUCCCCUUCCGUCUGGCCUAAAAUGGAAGCCGUUUGUAGCAUUGCCAAAUUCACUGAUAUAUAGGAAAGCUGUAUGUGAAAGCAUUAAACUUUUCCCCCCAUGGCUGUGUGGAGAUAUGAACUGUUUCUUGGAAGAAUUGCCCAUCAGGUGUCUUUACUGCUUAAACAAAGCCAGGCUGUGCCAACAGAACUUUGCAACUAGUCGAUUCCACUGGGACGUCAACGUUUCGCUGGACUGUUCCGCUGUUUGGCUCCUGUUAUGGCAAGGAAGGCGUAGACAUAAAGCUUGAAAUUAUUUUAAAAGAUACCGGGCGCCUUUCCUUGAAGCGUUCAGUUUCGUUAACGGGUCGUUGCAAUCCUUCAUAGUCUUAAUGAACUCCUGAAGUGACCGGCACAAAUCAAGAAAACGUUCCUUUUUGUUGGGAAGAAGAAGUGACCGUAGCGAGUCCUGCCAACCCAUUGAUUCGGAAUUUUUGUUACAAAAAGGUUGCCAUAGUCUUGAUGAUGGUUUUUGUUGAAAAACUAACGGGAAUCGCUUUUCCUUUUUAAGAAAUGAACUAAAGCUGGUAACUACUUAUGUAUCUCCUUGCCUUAUCUUUAAAAAUAAUAAAAUCAGGGUUGGGGGAGGGGGGUUUGGUAAUUCUUCUGUUCACAGGAGUUGAAUGAAAGGUAUAAGCACUUUUUUUUAAAAGUCCAGAAUUGUCUCUUCUCUCUUCACCCACUUGAAAGCUAUCAAGAGCAAGCUUUACCUCAGUACCCAGGGGGCUCCGGGCAUUUGUUCAUACAUGCUGGGCCUCUUCUCACUUCGGAGAACAAUUUUCAAGGAUUUGGCCCGGUGAAAGACUGUUUCUUGGAAUGCUUACAGACAUCUUCCCAGCCUCUCCCCUUUAUUUGGUUGUACAUGUUCAGUCGUAUAAAAUCCUGUUAUGUCAAAGGUCGAAUUCUGUAAUCCCUUCUUUUUACAGCUCCUGUUAAAUCCUGAGGCUGCAUCUUUAAAAAAAAACACCAUUAUUCAAUCCUUUAAUAUUCUAAUGGACUAGCAGAACAACAGGUACACACUUGGCUAUGCUUUUUUUAGUUCCAUUUUUCAUUGCAGAAUUAUUUGGCGGUGUACAGUAAUCUGUAAACUUGCAUCAAGUUUAUGAAUAAAGAACUCUUUUAAGAA
Molecule: messenger RNA, 3106 nt
Organism: Sphaerodactylus townsendi
Lineage: Eukaryota; Metazoa; Chordata; Lepidosauria; Squamata; Sphaerodactylidae
Gene: UBE2Q2
Product: ubiquitin conjugating enzyme E2 Q2
Exons: 13
Coding region: 273-1436 (387 amino acids)
Source: RefSeq, a predicted model, not a curated record